UUUUUCUUCAGGAUUUGUUUGAUUUUUUCAUUUUCUUAUCUUGAAUUUAUUUCAAAUCGCAUUUUCGAUAAAUUUAAUAACGGCCAAGCAGCAUCUGAGCAAGGUUUAAUACAAGACUUAAGUUUCAUCAUCGCCACGGGACGGAGUUUGAUGGUGGAAAAUUAGUAAGAAGGAAAAGGGAGAUAUCUGUAAAAAGGUCGGGAGAAGGGAGAAGGGAGAAAAUUGGAGGUAUCAGAAAUGGAUGGAGUUGCUUUGGAGAUGGAUUUGGGGAUGGAAUUUUAUGAACAGUGGGAUUGGCAGAGGUUUAGGGAGGCGGAGACUAUGGAGUUGGAGGAAGAAGAGGGUAGUGUGGUGCAGGAAGAAGUGGUCUUAAAGAGUGAAGAGGAGAUUGUUGAGAGCGAGGAGAAUAUUGGUGGAAUUGGAAGGGUGGAUGAGGAAGACGCGUCACGGAGAAUUGUUUUACCUCAGUAUGAUGGCUCGGCUGAUGACGUGCGUGAGAAUCAGGAGGCUGGAUCAAUAUCAAAAAAUUGGAUUGAUGAUGUUUAUACGAGGUCGCAGCAAAUAGAUUUGCCACGAUAUGAUGGCCCGGCUGAAAUGGCCCAGGACGCCGUGUCCAUAUCGAGAACGGGAGCAGAAGAUAUCGAUGUAGGUUCUCCAAAAGACCACGCAAAUAUUUCCACUCAAGUAGUGGAUGUGGCUUUGAAAGAAGAAAGUUCCGAGGCUCCAGAGCAAGGAGUGGUGGUGGAAGAUGUCGAGUUGGAUAAAGGAGACAGCGGCAUUACUCCGGAGAAAGAUGAUGAUAGAGAAGGCGAUGGAGAUGGAGAUCAAGGGAUGACUCUAGCUUGUAAUGGAAGCAUGUACGAUUUUCUUGGGACCGAGAAUAGUGAUGAAGAAGUGGUCAACCCUGGGAAGACUGUUACACCGCAGGAAACUCAUAGGAAUAUUCCAGAGUCAAGUACAACUGCGAUUGAGAUGACAGUCAAAUCUGGUGUCACCUUAGAAGCAGAUACUUUCGAAGAGAGUAAUAAUCCCGAAGAACAGAUGAAUGAUAGGAUGGAGGGUCAAGUUUUAGCUGGCGAGACACAUGUGCCAGAGGAAAGCCACAACGACAUAUCAAGUCCGGCAAAGGCCGCCAGCAAGAUGGGAUUCGAGCCACUGAUCGAUAAGCCUGCAGGUGGGGAAAUUAAUGGAUCCGGAAAAGCUCUCAACAAUACCUCAACUUUAAAAACAACUUGUCCAGGAAUGACCUUUGAAGCUGGAACGGACGGCAACACAAAUGCACAUUUCGAAAUGGCAGACCAUGACGCUGAAAGUACGACUAGUGGUUUUCUCAGGUAUGAAGAUCUUAGAGAUCUUGAAGGAAAGCCCAGCUCAAUGUCUAUUCUGGACCAGCCAUCUAUGAAAUUUACCACCCAGGAUGAGUUUCCCGGAAAUUUUUUCCCUGCCACAGAAGAAACCACUGAUGCAAACAUCAUGAAUGCUGCGUAUAGUGACAACAUGCCAGCUCUUUCGCAGGGGCAUGAUUUCAGUAUCGCUAAUCAAACGUCUGUGGAUGAUGAAAGCGUGCAAGAAGAUGUUGAAUUGCCUCCGUUACCCAGAAUGGAAGCUCCAGUACAAACAAGUCAGAUAGAAAUUCCCGACAGCGAUGCGAUCACAGAAUCAAGUCAGCGAUCUCCGCAGAAACUUGGUCAUGUUGACAGAACACUCGAUAGUCCAAUAAGUAAUUUGAAGGAUGGGGAGAGACGUAUUUCAAAUUAUGGAAGCAGGGAAGAAGCCAGCGAUGGAGAGGCCGAGAAAAUCGUAAGUUCAUUUGCAAGGGAAUGUGCCACAAGCUCCGUUGACUCAAAGAAAUAUCUCAACGAGCCUGAAUCAAUGGGAGCUAGGAGUCUUCAGAAUGGAAUAGAUACAACUGUAGGACAUGGACAGUCGAUCGAGAUUGCAAUAGUUGAUUCUGGAAAGAAGCCGAAAGAAGAUUCGAAAUCUGAGAACGAAGAUAAAAUAGAAAUGGGGACAUGCUUUUCUCAACCUAUACCACAGAAGAAGACGGACAAAAGAGGUCGGCCACCAGGGAGAAAGAAAUCUGGGAUAGUUAAUGGUGAAAGUGACAUCAAGGAACCUAUCGAGAGGAAAGCAAAGCUUGUCGAGGUUAAUUCAGAUAAGCCGCUGAGUAUGGAGGCUGAGGACGACUUAACCGAAAGUACACCUGUGCAAGAGAAGAAAAAAAGAGGCAGGCCAUCUGGUAGGAAGGUUUCGUCACUGUCUGUUGGUGACUCCGUCGAGGUAAUUAGGCACUCAUCUUCUGCGGAAAGUCGGCCAAGUGAACCAUCUUUAAGUAGCCCUGCUUCCGACAAGAGAAAAAGAGGCAGACCAUCUAGUAGGAAAGCUUCUUCAUUAUCUGUUGAUGAGCUUGGUGCAGAACAGGAAAAAGCAAUUGUGGAUGCGCCAGGGAGCUCGGAAGCCGCUUUUAUCGAUAAAGCCGAUGAGGUAACAAAGCAUUCAUCUCCGGAAGGAACACCGACCAAUGAUUUGUCUCCAAGCAGCCCUGCACCGGAGAUGAGGAAGCGAGGUAGAGCAGCUGUAAGAAAGGUUUCUACACUAUCUAAUGUUACGAACGACAGUGAUGAUGUUGAAAAUUCCGAGAAAGAGAUGGCUUCGAUGAAUGAAGAUAGUACGCAUUCGCACCUUGGUUCCAGAUCGGCAGGCGAAACGAUCCCAAGCUUUCCUAUCUCCUCCAUGGAAGAACAUAAGAAGAUUGAAAGGCCGUCUUGCCGAAGGUCUUCAGGUUUGGGUCCCCGGAAGGAAGAUGCGGAGGAAUCAGGCGGACACGUGGGCAAAUUUAAUGAUGUCAUGGCGCCAAACCCCUGUGAUAAUUCUGAUGAUGUUGAAGAGCUCGCAAUCAACGGAACGAUGGAUGAACUGGCCAUGAACUCACCUUCGCCUGUUAAACGGAGGAGUGGAAAACCAGUCAAUAAAAAAUUGUCCGACUUAAGUCCCGAAAAAGGGGACACCGAGGAAUCUGCAAAAGAGGACUUACCUACAGCUCCAGUAGUGAUUCUCCAAGAUGUAAAGAUGAACGAUUUAACACCCAAUCACAAAUCCACUGACGAAUUCGUUACCAUCUCAUCUUCAUCAGUCAAGAGGAAAAGGGGAAGACCUGCAGGACGUAAGUCUUCUGGAAUUGAGACUGAAAACGCGGAGGCUGAGGAAUUAUCAUACAAGGUUUCAUCGUUACCACAUGAUGACGUUGCGAUUCAAGAAACUACGUUGAAUGAAAACCUAAAUGAUGAUUUGGAUAAUGGUUCGCCUGUACGACCGAAAAAGAAAGGUAGACCUGGUCGAAAGUUGUCUCAAUUGAAUCCCGAGAAGUCAUCAGCCAAUGAGACUUCGGAAAAAAGCUCUGAAGACACCGAUGCGAAAGAUCCCUUAAACAACAUUAUGCAUGGCUCUGGGGAUGAUAUUAGAUCCGCGAGAUUGGCUGAUAUCGGUUCUUCGCCGGUGAAAAGAAAAGAGGGUGGAACUGCUAGCCAAAGGCCAUCCGAACAGAAUCUCAAAAAGACGUCUGUCAAGGAAAAAUUAGAAGGAGCUCCGGAUAUUGAAGCGGCAAAAGCUGCAGAUAUUGGUAUCAUUGCGCCUCCUGAUGUUAAGCAGUUGAUCGAUGAACCACCUCCUUCUGCCAACCCGUCAUCUGAGAAGAGAAAGAGAGGUAGACCUGGUAGUCGCAAAGCCUCUGAACUGGAUCCUGAAAAGCUGGCCGCUAAUGGAGCUGCAAGGGGAAGUCCUAAUGGUGUCGUGACGGAAGAGGCUGAAAAGACAGAUUACAAUGGGCCACCAAGUGUCGAUUCUUCGCCGGAGAAGCGAAGAAGAGGUAGGCCAUCUAAUCGCAAAUCUUCUAGUCUAAAUAUCGGAAACAAGAAUUCUACUGAGACUGUUGAAGCAACUUAUAACAGUGACUUUAUAACUGUUGCCGAAAAAGUUUUGAAUGCGGAUAUCAAUGAACCCGCGACCGAGGCUAGCUUAUCCGCCACUUCUUCACCAGAGAAGAGAAAGAGAGGCCGUCCGGCGCGCAGCGCUUCUGGCUUUGGUGCUGGAAGUGCCCAAAAGGAUAGCAUGUCAGGUGUUGAUACUGCUGGCAAGAAUAUCCCGCCAGAGAUUGUUAACUCUGGUGAGGAGGAGGACGAGCCACAAGAUGAGUCGCCGCCUGCCAAGAAACUCAAGCCAGAGCCAAGAAAACGAGUUCGACUGUCUGGAACCAAGAUUUUGGGUGUCAGCACUGAAGAAGAAAAGACUGCCGAAGAAGAUGUGAUUAAGGCAGUAAGUACUGGAAUCGAGGGUAAUGAGAAUAUUGAGGUGGAUAAAAAGACUCAUGAUGAACCACCUGCACUUGAGAGAAAAAGACGAGGUCGACCUGCUGCAACCAAAGCUAGGGAUAGUAGUGACAGCGAUUCAGAAAUUUUAGAGAAAGAACGGCAAAAAUCAGCAAAAUCUGAGCUUCCUUGUGCUAAAUCCGAGGAACCUGUCGAUGAUGGAGCCGACGAACAAGAAGAACCCAUAGUUCAGAAGAAGAAGAGAGGAAGACCAACGUUGCUCAAGAACAAAGGAAAACAGGGUGCAAACGCUUCGGAGUCUUUAGAUGAAGAUCUUAUCAUCACAUCUAAUAUCGGCAGUUCUAAAGGCAAAGUCUCCGGAAACCAACUAUCUACAUCAUCAAACAACUCAUCCUCUUCGCAGCGACAAGAUGCCUUCUUAGUCGAGAUGAAAGCUAUGAAGCUCGUAAGUCUCAUCCCCCCGCUUCCUUUUCCCUCCUAGGAAAUCAAUAAAUUAACCUCCAUUCCAUAGUCAUCAAUCCAAGCACGCAAUGCCAAUCUCAGAAUCGAAAUCGCUCAAAAACGAGAGAAAACUCAAGAAAUCACGCAAGGAUUAGAGCAACCUGCUAAGGAAACGGUCAAGAGACACAUCAACUUGUUGCACGAUUAUAAUGAUAUUAAGGAUGUGGGACAGGGAUUGCUGGGCAUGAUUGCGGAUAAUAGGGGUGUGAGAGUUGGGGAGUUGUAUGAGGAGUUUGGCGUGGGUAUUGCUGAUUAGUUUUUUUGAUGAAAAGUUGGGAGAAGUUGACGGGAGUAGGGAAAGGGUCAUUUUCGUACUUGGAUGGUAGAUAAUUAACCUCAAAUGUGGAGUACGGGACAGUUGGCAGAGGAUAAGAAGCAGGUUCUGAUGCAAUUGGCGCAUUUGAUUUAUGAUUUCUUCUUCAUGAUACCAAUUUGUCUACAAUUUGCUGGGAAUAUGGAGCUUCUUACCUCAAGGACGAGGCAUCACAAGGGAUCUGAGGAACAAAUUGUCAAAUUUUGCGAUAUGGAGAGGGAGAUAAAUGGAGGAUGUU
Messenger RNA from Sclerotinia trifoliorum, 5377 nucleotides. NCBI's taxonomy places the organism in Eukaryota, Fungi, Ascomycota, Leotiomycetes, Helotiales, Sclerotiniaceae. The record is from the annotation of a GenBank genome assembly.